This is a messenger RNA of Cucumis melo (muskmelon), 2690 nucleotides long. RefSeq names its product type I inositol polyphosphate 5-phosphatase 4-like. The record is from RefSeq and is a predicted model, not a curated record. Gene Ontology annotation, molecular function: phosphatidylinositol-4,5-bisphosphate 5-phosphatase activity; inositol-polyphosphate 5-phosphatase activity; phosphatidylinositol-3,4,5-trisphosphate 5-phosphatase activity. Gene Ontology annotation, biological process: phosphatidylinositol dephosphorylation. Bases 535 to 2169 code for a protein of 544 amino acids. The transcript is spliced from 13 exons. Lineage: Eukaryota; Viridiplantae; Streptophyta; Magnoliopsida; Cucurbitales; Cucurbitaceae.
CUAGAGUGAAGAAGAAAAAGCAAAGGGGGGUUUCUAUUCACUGUUAGUUUUUAGUGGGUCACCAAUUACAAACAACAAAUGCUCUUUCUUCCUUCUUGGAUUUUGGGCUUAUUUUGCUUUCUCGAAAUACCCACAAAUUCUCUACACAAACUCACAACAAAGAGAGAGAAGAACAAAGAAAAAAACAAUAGAGUUUCUUUUCAAAUACAAAUAGUAUUUCAAACUCUUUCUCAUUCUGUUCUUUACUUCUUAAUUAGGAUGUGAAAGUGAAAUACACUACAUUUCACUCUACACUGGGAUUUUCCUUCUUCUUUCCGUUUGUUUUUCUCUUCCUCUGUUAAUGAAAACAGGGGAUUGGGAUUCUUUGUUACUUUUUGAUUCUUUGAAUUGAGGGAACUUUUAAACAAACCAUGAAUUGAAUGCUGCCAUUUCGGCUUUGUUUCAAUUCUUGUUUUUUCUUUCUUUCUUUCUUUUUUUUUGUUUGAUUUCGUUUCUUAAGAGCUUAAGAAAUAGUUUCAUGAAUCAGUGGAAGCAAUGAGAGAUGGAAAUUCUAAGAAAAGCAAGCUUUCAUGGACCAAGACAUUAUUCAAGAAGUGGCUUAAUAUCAAGAGCAAAUCAGAAGAUUUUGAAGCUGACGAUAGCAUUUACGGUGGACAUGAAAACUGGGGGAGCAGCUAUCCAGAGGAGUCAUGCGCCGUCAAGAAAAGCCAAACCGAGGGAUCAAGCAAGAGGAAUUAUAAUUUUGAAUUUGACUCUCCACAGACCAAUGAUGUGAACAAUUACAGAAUCUUUGUAGCUACUUGGAAUGUUGCUGGAAAAUCUCCUCCAAAUCAUUUAAGUCUUGAUGAUUGGCUUCCGAGCUCAACUCCUGCAGAUGUAUACGUUCUUGGUUUUCAGGAGAUUGUUCCUCUGAAUGCUGGCAAUGUGUUGGGAACAGAAGACAAUGGCCCAGCUAAGAAAUGGCUUGCUCUUAUUAGAAAGACUCUUAAUGCUCUCCCUGGCAAUGGUUAUCAAUCAUCUUCACCAUUCCCUGAUUCUUUCACCAAUAUGGAUACGGAUUUUGAUGGAUCCACAAAGCACAAGGCUUUGUCGUAUUUCCAUCGACGAUCAUUUCAGUCUACUAAUAGAAGUAUGCGAAUGAAUAACAUUGCAACACAAAAGGCUCAAUUUGAUCGACGAUUUAGCGAUUUUGAUCAGGUUAUGUUUGGGCAUAGACCAAGUGAUUAUGACCCUGCUUGCAGGUGGGGUUCAUCUGAUGAAGAAAAUGGACCAGGGGAUUCGCCAUUUGUCUCCCACUAUUCGCCUAUUUCCCGCUGUGGUUCCUUCUCCAUAGACGAUGGAGAUAGGCAACUUGAACGAUCGAGGUAUUGUUUAGUUGCCAGUAAACAAAUGGUUGGUAUAUUUCUUACUGUGUGGGUGAAGAGCGAUAUGAGAGACGACAUACGCAAUUUGAAAGUGUCUUGUGUAGGCAGAGGAUUGAUGGGUUAUCUUGGAAAUAAGGGAGCAAUCUCAAUCAGUAUGUCAAUGCACCAAACAAGCUUCUGCUUCAUUUGUAGCCACUUAUCGUCGGGGCAGAAGGAGGGCGAUGAGCUUAGGAGGAAUGCUGAUGUUAUGGAGAUUCUGAGGAAAACUAGGUUCCCUAGAGUUAAUGGCAUGGAAGAUGAGCACUCCCCUCAAACUGUUCUAGAGCACGAUCGGGUUAUCUGGCUGGGCGAUUUGAAUUAUAGGAUUUCCUUGUCUUACCGAUCUGCUAAAGCUCUCGUCGAGAUGCAUAACUGGAGAGCACUGUUGGAGAAUGACCAGCUGAGGAUAGAACGAAGAUGUAGGCGCGUUUUUGAAGGGUGGAAAGAAGGGAAAAUUUGCUUCCCUCCAACUUACAAAUAUUCUUAUAAUUCAGAUAGAUACUCGGGAGAUGCCCGGUAUCCGAAAGAAAAGCGAAGGACUCCUGCUUGGUGUGAUCGAAUAUUGUGGUACGGUAGGGGUCUUACUCAAUUGUCUUAUGUUCGUGGUGAAUCGAGAUUCUCAGACCAUAGACCAGUUUGCAGUGUAUUUUUGGCUGAAGUUGAGUCCCCAACCCCUAAUUGGAUUAAGAAGGGUCUGAGUUAUUCCAGUUCAAAGAUUGAAGCUGAAGAGCUAUUGCCAAAACAUGAAUGGUUAUUCAGGACGUAAUUUCUUACGGCGAAUCUUCCCACGAAAUUUCAAAAGAAAAGGAAGUUUACCAAAUGAUCCAAAGCUUUGCUAUAAGGUGGGCACUGCAAAAAAGCUCCUUGUUCUACAUAGCUAUGAAGGUUUCUUAUUCCUAAAAUCCGAAAAAAGAAGACAAAACUCAAGUUGAUCUCCUCGACCUGCUUUUUAUCAACAGUUCUUUCUGAUUGGCCAAACGCGAUAUCGGUAGCAAAGGACAGAUGAAGGGGGAGAGGGGACAAGUCCUCCAUGUCUAAAUCAUUUGCAGUCCCUUUGAAAUGAAAGGAAAUAAAUAAAUGAGACCCUUUUUUCUUUGAGGGAAGGAAAGGAUUGGCUUCACAAAAUUAGCCCGCUUUUUUCCUGUUUUAUUUUGUCAUUUAAAUAUUCUAUUGUUCUGCAGAAUAGAAAAAGGAAUUUGUACAUAUGACAUCAAAUUUCAAUUGCAAGUGGGGAAUAAAAAAAGGGCAAUAGAUCCGUUCAUGUGGGUCUUGGUUUUUUGCUGAGAA